GCCCAACUCUCCUUGGAAUACAUGCGUGUGUCACUCUCUACCCUCCAAAGUGGAGGCACAACAACUAAGAGCAUGAUUUUGGUCACACAGUGCCCUUCCAUGCUGGCCCUGGGUGCCUGCGCUGCCAUGGCGCGGAGCAUCGUGGUGUCAACGGGUGGUAAAAAACCCAGCCUGCAGUCGAUCUGCAGUUGGCUGGAAUUCUUCCUGGAAGUCGCAGCCGAACGCCAGGGAGCCUUGCAUCUAGGUUACCCGUGCCCUUUGCUGACCUACCUGGGAGUGGUGCUCUGGGGCAUCCUGAACUUCCUCCCCUGGGGCCUGAUGGUGAUCCCCUGCAAGUGGCUGGUGGAGCGCUACUUUGGCCCCGAUCCCAUUGUGGCGCAAAAGGCGUCCCUGAGUCGAGUGUCUCGAGACCUCAAACAGUCAGAGCGCGGCCGAUCUGAGUUGGCCGAAGCUCCACAAAGAGCCAAUGAGUUCUUUGCCAACAUGGAAAUCUCCUCCCUUUGGUGGAGAGUACGUGCGGUCAGAGGGACCCAUCAGCUCUUACGGCGCUUGCAACUGCCCAUGAAUGUCACGGAAACGCCCAGUUCCUGUUGGGAUACCGCCCAGGAUCAACUCGACGAAAUGCUGCUGCAACUGGCCGCACGGCGGGGGGAGGAUCUGAAAGCGCUGUUGCAGGAGGAGGAUGGAAGCGUCAACGAGCAAUGCCUGAUUCAGAUCUUCGACUCCGCCACCGCGGCAAUUUCCGUGCGCCGCAACGACAUGGUUCGUUCAGCCCUCACUCAGAUAGCAGAACGCUCAGUGGAGGAUUUACUGCUGGGCAUCACUGCUUUGCACUUCCCUCUGCUUCAGGAGACAGAGCUGACCAGCAUGCUUGGUCUUCGUGUGCAGUUUAUGGGCGAAGACGCCGUCGACAUGGGUGGUGUACGUAAAGAGUUCAUGGAUUGUUUUGCAGAGGCUCUCACUCGCGAAGAGGGCACCUCCCCCUUGUCAUUGAUUGAGCGCCUGUGUCUUCUGAGCCUUGGCGCUGACAGCACUUGGCGGCCUUUGCCCUGCGAUGAGGACGAACGAGGCUAUCUUUGGGCCUUGGGUCGUCUCUUGGCAUUGGCCUUCGUCUAUCGUUGUCCAUGCCCUCUACAGUUGUCCCUGCUGGUCUUCAAGUGCAUCCUAGGAGUUCCGCUCCGGCCUGGAGAUGUGCGACAGCUAGAUCCAGACUUUUGGACCCAUCGAGUGAAACCCAUCUUGCAACCUGGUGGAGCAGAGGAGAGACAGCGUCAACUGUCCUCAUGGGGCAUGGAUCAACUGACUUUCACCUCGGCGGAUGGCAGCAGAGAGUUGAAGCCCGAUGGAGCCACAUUGCCUGUCACCGAGCAGAACAAAGAGGAAUAUGCCCAACUCUUGUGCGAAGAUUUCCUCAUUGGACCCAUUCGUCCAGAGAUUGGAUGCCUCAUCAUGGGCUUCCACGAGUUGGUCCCAGAGGAUUUGCUUUCCGCCAGCAACCUCGAUGCUGAACAGCUGCGGAUGCUGAUCUGUGGCAGCAACGAGUUAGACGUGGACGAAUGGGAACAGUACGCCGUCACGGAGGGCCCACCACAGGUCAUCGGCUGGUUCUUCGACUGGUUGCGAAAGCAGUCCGCCGUGGCGCGGUCCAAGAUGUUAGCUUUCGUGACCGGCUCCAGCGUUCUGCCCUGUGGAUGGCAGGGCUUGCGAGAUCCCCAAGGACGUUUCUUACCCUUCCGUGUGCAGGUGGAAGGCAAUGCGACAGCACUUCCAUCUGCACAUACUUGCACCAAUUUGCUGGUGCUUCCACCGGUGCUGGAGCGUUGGGAGUUGGAGUCACGACUGGCCAAGGUCCUGGAGUUCGCUGGUCGUGAGAUGUUGCUGGCGUAGAGUCCUGCGGCCGAGUCGCUGGGCCGAGCCGCCGAGCCGUUGUUUCGCAUGGUCAGACGUCAUGGGCACGACCAACCGUGAGGGGAAGCCAAAUUCUGGCGUUUCUG
Molecule: messenger RNA, 1994 nt
Organism: Cladocopium goreaui
Lineage: Eukaryota; Dinophyceae; Suessiales; Symbiodiniaceae
Source: the annotation of a GenBank genome assembly